AUGGCCUCAGGGACUGGAGGGAGCUGGAGCCAUCCCCCAGCACAGACUGCAGCCCCGAUGCCCUGGGUGACCAUUCUGCAGCCCCUCCCGUGGACCAUCCCACCUCCAUCCCCGCAGCCAGGCCGCGUGAAGGAAGACCUGCUGGAGCUGAUGAUGCUACAGAACGUUCAGAUGAACCAGCUGUUUCUGAGUGGCCAGGUGGCAGCAGCGCUCAACCAGGGGCUUUCCUGGACUUACCCACAGGUCUCCCUGGAGGUUCAACAGGCGGAGGAGACUGCAGCUCAGGAGGAGGCACCUCUGGUUUUCCACCACCACUAUCUUCCCUGCCCGAUGCCUACCCUGGGCCCCCUGCUUCCCUGGCCAGGCCCUCUUCUUUCCCCUCCCCUACACCAGCCCCACGUGCAGGAUUCAGCUGUGAUUCAGCACCACCCUCCUGCGCCUGGAAAAAGGAGGGUGAGAGCGGUGCCCCCACCCCCACCCCCCAGUGCCACGGGAACUGUGGGUGCAGAUGUACCUCCAGCUUCAGACUACUAUGAUGCGGAGAGCCUAUAA
This is a messenger RNA of Rangifer tarandus platyrhynchus (Svalbard reindeer), 552 nucleotides long. The record is from the annotation of a GenBank genome assembly. Lineage: Eukaryota; Metazoa; Chordata; Mammalia; Artiodactyla; Cervidae.